Arabidopsis thaliana (thale cress) is the source of this 1738-nucleotide messenger RNA. RefSeq names its product beta glucosidase 6 (gene BGLU6). Gene Ontology annotation, biological process: carbohydrate metabolic process. The coding region runs from base 430 to 1308 and encodes 292 amino acids. Gene Ontology annotation, molecular function: beta-glucosidase activity; hydrolase activity, hydrolyzing O-glycosyl compounds. The record is from RefSeq and is marked reviewed. Lineage: Eukaryota; Viridiplantae; Streptophyta; Magnoliopsida; Brassicales; Brassicaceae. The transcript has 12 exons.
UGGAGGGGCAGGUGGUACAGUGAGCGAGAGACUCGUAAUUUAUUAAUUCUAAGUUCUGACAAGCCAAUAAUGGAACGAAAAGAGAGAAAAAGUGUGAAAAAAUGGAAAAGACUUUUGCUCUGAUUACCAUUUUUCUUGCUUUUGCUUUCUCCGGGAAAUGCAGCGACGUUUUCAGCAGAUGUGAUUUUCCUGAGGGAUUCGUCUUUGGAUCUUCCACUUCUGCUUAUCAGGUUUGGAAUCAAUUUAUUAUCUUGAAUCUUCGAACAGAACUGAAACAAAGGUUUUAAUAUCUGAAAGUGGGAAGGAGCUGUUGCGGAAGACGGAAGGAAACCUAGUGUCUGGGACAGAUUUUGUCACUCACAUAAUAACCAAGGUAACGGAGAUAUAACAUGUGAUGGGUAUCACAAAUACAAGGAAGAUGUGAAGUUGAUGGUGGACACUAACUUAGAUGCUUUCAGAUUCUCCAUCUCUUGGUCUAGGCUAAUACCUAAUAGAAGAGGCCCUGUUAACCAAAAGGGUCUUCAGUUCUACAAGAAUCUUAUCCAAGAAUUAGUAAACCAUGGAAUUGAACCAUAUGUUACACUGCACCACUUUGAUCAUCCUCAAUAUCUUGAGGACGAAUAUGAAGGAUGGCUCAACCACAUGAUCGUCGAAGACUUUACUGCUUAUGCAGAUGUUUGCUUCAGAGAGUUUGGAAACCAUGUCAAAUUCUGGACCACGAUCAACGAGGGCAAUAUAUUCUCUAUUGGAGGUUACAACGAUGGGGAUUCACCGCCUGGUCGUUGUUCCAUACCAGGCCAAAACUGCUUAUUAGGGAACUCUUCCACUGAACCAUAUAUUGUAGGCCAUAAUUUGUUGCUUGCGCACGCCUCUGUUUCAAGACUAUAUAAGCAAAAUUACAAGGAUAAGCAGGGAGGUUCCAUAGGCUUUAGCAUAUUGACGAUAGGGUUUAGUCCUUCCACAAGCUCCAAAGAUGAUGCCAUUGCAACUCAAAGAGCCAACGAUUUCUUCAACGGCUGGAUGCUUGGGCCUCUUAUAUAUGGAGACUAUCCGGAUACAAUGAAAAGAAUCGUCGGAUCAAGAAUGCCCGUUUUCUCGGAGGAAGAAUCAGAACAAGUGAAAGGCUCAUCUGACUAUAUAGGAAUCAAUCACUAUCUUGCAGCUUCUAUCACAAACAGCAAACUGAAACCUUCUAUUUCAGGAAACCCUGAUUUCUACUCAGACAUGAACGUAAUUUUGAGUUUCUUUGCGAAUUUUUCAUCUUCUGAGUAUGAUGUUGCUCCAUGGGCUAUAGAAGCUGUCUUGUAGUAUGUAAAGCAGAGCUAUGGCAAUCCUCCUGUCUACGUUCUUGAGAAUGGUCGACCGAUAAAUCGAGAUUCGCAGUUGAAAGAAAAGGACACACCAAGGAUUGAGUUCUUACAAGCUUACAUUGGUGGUGUGCUGAAAUCCAUUAGGAAUGGAUCAGAUACGAGAGGCUACUUUGUAUGGUCACUUAUGGAUUUAUACGAGAUUAAGGGGGGAUACGAUGUUGGUUAUGGAUUGUACUCUGUCAAUUUCAGUGAUCCUCAUCGCAAAAGAUCUCCCAAACUCUCUGCUCAUUGGUAUUCUGAUUUUCUCAAGGGCAAAACCGCUUUUCUUGGUUCUCAAGGCAUCACGGAAUUGCAGAGCAACCUCUCUCCUUACUCCUAGUAAUGAAUUGCAAUAAUAUAUUCUGAUGAAUCCGUUGUCAUAAUGAGAA